Molecule: messenger RNA, 939 nt
Organism: Euleptes europaea (tarantolino)
Lineage: Eukaryota; Metazoa; Chordata; Lepidosauria; Squamata; Sphaerodactylidae
Gene: KCNK7
Product: potassium two pore domain channel subfamily K member 7
Exons: 3
Coding region: 1-939 (312 amino acids)
Biological process (GO): stabilization of membrane potential; potassium ion transmembrane transport
Cellular component (GO): membrane
Molecular function (GO): potassium ion leak channel activity
Source: RefSeq, a predicted model, not a curated record
AUGGAGGCGGCGUGCGCGCCGCGUCCGUGGCGCUACGGGCUGCUGGCGGGCUCCUACCUGCUGUUCCUGCUGCUGGGCGCCGCCGUGCUGGCGGCCCUGGAGGGCGCGCCGGAGGAGUCCCUGCGCCGGGAGCUGCGCGCCGCCGCCGCCCGCCUGCUGCGCGACCACCGCGCCUGCCUCUCGCGCGCCCAGCUGGAGGGGCUGCUGGAGCGCUUCGUGGCCGCCGGCAGCUACGGCGUCUCCGGCCUGGGCAACGUCUCCGGCGACGAGAGCUGGGAGUUCACCUCGGCGCUCUUCUUCACCGCCAGCGUGCUCACCACCACCGGUUAUGGCCACACCGUGCCUCUCUCAGACGGGGGCAAAAUAUUCUGUGUCUUGUACUCGCUCCUGGGGAUCCCGAUGACGAUGCUGCUCCUGGGCUGCCUCCUCCAGCACCUACUGCCCUUUGUGAGCUACCGGCCAGUGCAGUACCUCCACAUGCGCUGGGGUUUCCCGCUGGCUCACGUUGCCCUGGCACAUGCCAUGUUGCUGGGGCUAGCCACCCUCGGACUCUUCAUCCUGAUCCCAGCUGUCUGUUUCUGGGCACUGGAGGGCGACUGGAACUUCCUGGAGUCUGUCUAUUUCUGCUUCAUCUCACUCAGCACCAUCGGUCUGGGGGACUACGUACCCAAGGGAAGUUCCCAGCCCCCUCUGCAUGAGCUGUAUGAGAUCAGCAUCACCUGCUAUCUCCUUGUUGGUCUGUUGGCCAUGCUCCUGACUCUGGAGACAGCAUACCAGCUGCAGGAAGUCCACGCUGUCAUCCGCUUCUUUGCCCCUGCUCGUGACUCUCCCCAGGAGGAUGACGACCGUGCGGAAAUUCUGGCUGGGGACCAGUUUGCUUUGGCCACGGUGUCCGGGACAGCUUCCCCAGACAGGCCCAUGGAAAGAGGAGCCACUUGA